Messenger RNA from Macrobrachium nipponense, 3453 nucleotides. Its product is annotated as nephrin-like. The transcript has 15 exons. The record is from RefSeq and is a predicted model, not a curated record. Lineage: Eukaryota; Metazoa; Arthropoda; Malacostraca; Decapoda; Palaemonidae. Gene Ontology annotation, molecular function: protein binding. The coding region runs from base 10 to 2988 and encodes 992 amino acids.
GCCACACAGAUGAUGUACUUGUACAGCAUAGGGUGUUUUGUGUCGUCGCUUUCCUCGUCAUCGACUCUUGAAAUCAAGAAAAUCUCGGUGUUGGAGAUGACAGGUGUUUGGGGCCAAUCAGCUGGACUGCCUUGUGACGUCUCUCACCCGCCAGACGAUGGGAUUCACCUCCUCCUGUGGUUCAGAGAUUCCCUCACCACUCCUAUAUACAGAUUCGACGGGCGGCGGAGAGUGGGCGGGGAGGACUCUCACUGGGCAGAUGAAAAGGUCCUCAGCGGUCGAGCGUCACUCGACGUGUCGACCACGCCCGCGAUACUCCGCCUUGCAUCCCUCACACAGGCAGAUGAAGGGCUGUACAAGUGCAGGGUCGACUUCAUGUUCCACCCGACGAAGACCACUCGAGUCAAGCUCUACGUCGUAGUCCCACCUAAGGGGGUAACGGUGUUCCUGGAGGGGCUCGACGGGACGCACAAACCUAUCAAAGGGGUCGUAGGCCCCCUUCAGGAAGGGGAUAUGUUGCACCUUAUUUGUAUAGCCAUCGGAGGUAGCCCCCCGCCCUUAGUCGUGUGGUUCGAGAACACGAGGCUGAUCGACAGCCACAUGGAAUCAGACGAGGGAGACCAACAACACAACGUCACGCUCGCUUCGGGGCCCAUCACCGCCUCCACAACCAGUGAAACGUUGGCCACCGAAACGUUUCCUCUUCCUCUUCUCCCGGAGCUGAGUGGGAAUCCUUACAACAGCUUAACCUUGGGUCCUCUGACGCGGAAGGACCUCAAAUUGUUGCUCACUUGCGAGGCCUCCAACAACAAUUUAACUCUGCCCACUUCCGUCGUCGUCAUGGUCGAUAUGCUGUUACCGCCACUAUCAGUUAGCAUUAGAGGGACGAAACUACCGUGGGUAGGCGGUCACGAAUAUGCUGUAGAGUGCGAGGUUCGUGGUUCCAGACCUCAGCCAACCAUUUCCUGGUGGAACGGAGACCAUCGAAUCCUGGAGUCAACGGAAAAGAUCUCCCUGGACGGAAAUGUGACGACGAGCAGGAUCGUCAUGGAGCCCAGGGCGUCCCAGGACGGGUCCCUCCUGAGGUGCAUUGCCGAAAAUACGCAGACGGAGACCGUGAUUGAGGACGUGUGGAGUCUGGUGGUCCAUUACGCGCCGACAGCUGUCUCUACAUUUGGGUCCGAGUCGGAUUCCUCCAACAUCAAAGAAGGAGACGAUGUUGUCUUCCAGUGCGCCGUGGUUGCCAAUCCGUUGGCCUCCCACGUUUCUUGGAGACACAAUAACGUCGUCCUCAUCCACAACGUGACCUCGGGGAUCGUCAUUAGCAACAAGAGCCUCGUCCUCAGGAAUGUGACGAGGUCCCACGCUGGUUCGUACUCCUGCCACGCCCACAAUGUCAUCGGGGACGGAGCCUCAAACAGCCUCAGGCUGGACGUUAAAUAUGCUCCAUUUUGCACCCCGGGCCAGACUACCACCUACCACGUCAGCCGCCUGGAGAACGCUCAAAUCGAGUGCUCCGUUCAGGCCAACCCGGAGGAGAGCACCUUCCAGUGGAUGUUCAGGAACUCUGCAGACACCACCAACGUUCCCAAGGGGAGGUUCUCCUCCGCAGGGAGCAGGAGCCUACUGACGUACACUCCGAUGGCCACUCUGGAUUACGGGACGCUGCUUUGUUGGGCUACCAACGAAGUGGGGAGGCAGGAGGAACCUUGUGCCUUUCAUAUUGUGCCUGCUGAGAAGCCGGACCCCCUCACCAACUGUAACGUCAUUGAAAGAACGAGAACGUCCGUCCAAAUCGACUGUCAGGCUGGCAACAGUCGGGGACUCCGGCAAACUUUCCACCUCCAAGCUCGUGAAGAACAUAGUAAACACUCCAUUAAUGCCACUGCUUCCAGGCCUAGUUUCUUGGUGCAUGGCUUGUCUCCCGGCACAACCUACAACCUCGUACUCACUGCUAUCAACAUAAAGGGACUCAGUACUCCUCAGUACAUGGCAGUUACAACGCUCAGGCCCAACGGCUCAGCCAUACUAACGCAAGAUGGCCCCUUCGAGGCAGAAGUGCGUGAGGAGGCAAAACCCAAGGAAGGAGGAGGAACUCCUGCAGUAGAAGUAGGAGGAGGAGGAGGAAGAGAAGAAGGAGGUGGGAAAGGCGAGGAAGGAGGAGGGGAAGGAAGCUCAACAGAACUCGAAGGCGAUGACUCAUCCUCACUCGAGAACCUGGGCUACUCUCAGCUCGUCCCGGCUGCCUUGGGACUGGGCGCCGGCCUCAUCGUCAUCAUAUUCAUCCUGCUGUUUCUCAUCGUGUUCCGAACGUGUCACCCGCAUCGCGCGCGCAGGACGGUGCCGUCCAGCACCGCUCUCUCCAUCAGUGAUCAGACUAGAAGUGUCCUUAAUUCGCCAGUGGUUUCGACUAAACACUCCACCACCUGCAGUGAGAGAGAGCUCCAGAUCGACUCAGAUACCGAGGUUGACCCAGACAUCAUCCCUUUGCAAGAGGGAUAUAGCGACACAGGCUGUGCCGUGACCCCAGAAUCCCAGCUCUCGUCGUCAGAGCAGGUCAAAUACAGUAAAAUGCCAUCAGUCAUUCCGUGUAAAACCAUAUCGAAGUACAGCCCGCUGCCGAUGUCUCCUUCGUUGCUGUCGAGGGUCGUCGACCUUUCCCAGCCCUCAGUCUCCACCUUUUGUCCCUCCUACAAAGAAGAGGACGGCCUCGUUCAAGAGGCCUCCCUACCGCCCCCGGAAUCAAGUGGCUCUUUAGCCAGCGUCACGUUACACGCCACUCCUCUUUCCGCGCCGGAGGCGACGAUAGCCACACUGGCUCACGGCGGUGGCGGCGUAGCGUACACUGAGGUAGCAAGGGAGAUCACGCCUCCUUUCGAAUACCAGGGUGAUAUGGACGUCAAAAAAGCGCUCUCCAAACAAAGUGUGGCCGAAGAAGAAGACGGAUCGAGUGCUCCCUUGCUGGCGAAGAGAGAGAGCUCCGUUUAACGGUUAUAAAAGAUAGAACUGAUCCGGUGUUUAUACGAUAUUUUGUAAUGCUUUUUUUUCUCCUAUCGCGUGACUGAAACACUGACUCGACUUGACGAUGCUGUGUUGCUAAAUAAAAAAAAAAAGUAUGUGACAAUCAUUUUGAUACGUAAAUUCAAGUACAAAGGAACUAUUUAUAGGAUAGGGAGAUUUUAUACCGUUGGAAAUAUAAUAGAAGUAUAAUAGCCUCAGUGGAGUGAUAAAGGAACGUCUUGACUGAACGUACUUUCAACUCCAGCGUUUGCAUUUCGCUGUGAAAAUGUCCUUGAAGGAGGCUUCUAAAAAAACAUCAGUGGAAUGAGUGAAAUCAAAAUUAGUACUCGAUCGAACGCAUUCACGAAGUCUUCAGAAAUAUAUCACAUAUUUUAAUAAUGGUGUAAGAGUGUACUACUACAAGAUCUAUGUUUUUAUCGUAAAAUAAAUAUC